Molecule: messenger RNA, 1614 nt
Organism: Strigops habroptila (Kakapo)
Lineage: Eukaryota; Metazoa; Chordata; Aves; Psittaciformes; Psittacidae
Gene: FAM185A
Product: family with sequence similarity 185 member A
Exons: 8
Coding region: 125-1249 (374 amino acids)
Source: RefSeq, a predicted model, not a curated record
UGGAGAACUACGACUCUCAGGAUGCUCCGGGGCCGAUGUUUGUCACGUGGCCAGAAGGGGCGCGGAGCUAGCGGCCCUCCGCCGCGAGGAGCCGCUCCCUCCCCUGCCGCGGGGUCCGGGCGGGAUGAGGGCGCUGCCCCGGUGCUGGGCGCCUCUGGUGCUGCGGGCGGCGGGCGGGUGCUGCGGGCCAACCGUACCCCGCCGCGCCUGCAGCGGCUCCGCCGAGGCCGGCGGCCGUAAACCCCUUCAGGAAUGGGCGCUGGCGGUGAGCCCGCGGGGCCGGCUGCGGGUGCGGCUGCCCUGCCAGGUGAGCGUCCGCCCGCUGGAUCCGCAGCGCUACCCGGACGCGGACCGCGUGCUGGUGGCCGUCAGCGGCGCCGGCGGCAGCCCCCCGCCCCGCGGCCGGCAGCAGGACCGCGUCCGGGUGGAGUACGACGAGGCGCUGGAGCAGAUGGCGAUCGUGGCGGACGGCUUGGACAGCAAGGCCGCCGUGGACGUGAGGACACCCGUGAAGUUCGAUUUGGAUAUCAAAACAUCAGGGACUGGCUGCGUGAAGAUUCAGAAAAUAGAAUGUGAUAACUGCAAAAUAGAGACGGAGAAGGGGACUAGUGUCUUGCAGUCAAUAAAGAGCCAUAAAAUCGAUAUACGGACAAAAGGUGGCAAAGUAAUUGGUCUUGGAACACUUUAUGGAGAUACAGAUAUUCAUGCAACAGAGAAGGGUAGCGUGAAUAUAGAGAAGCUGCAGGGGACAUCCAUCAACAUAUCUACUGAAGAUGGGCUGCUGAAAACUAAGUAUCUCUAUGCAGAAUCGUCAUAUCUGUCUUCAGUAGCUGGUGAUAUUCUGCUGGGAAGUAUUCGUGGUAACACCAGCCUUCAGACCAAAACUGGGAAUAUCACAGUAGAUUCAUCAGAUGGAAGUCUGAAAGCUUCUACACAUCAUGGGACGAUAGAUGUUUAUGUCAGCCAAUUAAGAAACGUGGAUCUGAAAUCCCAGAAAGGUUCAAUUACAGUCAAGGUACCUGCCUCACUCAAAGCCUAUUUACAGUUGUCUGGAAGGAAAGUGGAUGUGAGCUCAGAGAUUCAGUUAAAAGAAACACAGAGUGCCUCCAAAGAUGAUCACGUAACUAUAAGUGGUCACAUGAAUCAACGGGACGAAACAGACAGAUGGAUUAAGGCUGACACACAAAAUGGCAAAGUGUGUCUUAAAAGCCAAAGUUGGAUCCAGUCUGUCAAGCUGAAGAGUUCUUAAAGGGAAAAUAGGCCAAAGAUAUUAAAUCACGAGAUUGGAAAGGAACAUUUCUGUAAAAUUAUGAGCCUUUUUUGAUGUAUAUUCUUAAUAUAAGAGAGAACCAGUAUUAAAAAUGAGGGUGUUUUAACCCAAGAUUUGCCUGUGACUGUGGCUGGUGCUUAACAGGUCACUUUUAGUGCCUUUUAGGAACAACAAGAUCUUACAUAUUCAGGAUUUGUAUAACCCACUUACCAUGUCAGUUUAAAAACUGAUACCUUUCAAACAAAAGUUUGGAGUAAGGUAAGAGUCCACUUGACUGUUCCCCUCAUGUAAAAGCUUGCCAAAAAAUGGAAGUAUUGGUCUAAUAAACGAGACCUGCGAUCUGU